Molecule: messenger RNA, 1715 nt
Organism: Mycena citricolor
Lineage: Eukaryota; Fungi; Basidiomycota; Agaricomycetes; Agaricales; Mycenaceae
Source: the annotation of a GenBank genome assembly
AUGCCGCUGUCUUCCUCUCACGUCGAUGACAACACCGUCAUCUGGGGGACCCCGCGUCGACUGGGGGCUAGUCCCCAUCCCGCGGCGUCUGCGAUACGACCCGGCACGGCCGUUCGUUUUCACGACGCUGCUGAACGUCCUGUUUGGCUUCGCCGCGACGUUCAUCGUCGCGAAUUUGUACUACUGUCAGCCUCUGCUCAAUAUGCGACAGGCAUCAUAUUCAUCUCGCCCCUUGGCGAUCUCGUCCGCCGGCGCCAGCUGAUCCUGACGCUCGCCGUCCUCUCCUCGAGUCUCACCGUGGGGCUAGCCGUGACGAACAACAUCGCCGUGUUCGAGGCGCUGUCGUUCCUCAUCGGCGUGGUCUCGGUCACGCCGCAGAUCAUGAUUCCUCUCGCGGCUGAUUUGGCUCCGCCAGAACGACGGGCGUCGGCGCUGUCUAUCGUCUAUUCCGGCUUGCUUUUUGGGAUCCUCGUCGCACGGGUCAUUGCCGGAAUUAUUGGCCAAUACACUUCGUGGCGGGUGGUGUACUACCUCGCCAUCGGCGUCCAAGUUUUCGUCCUCCUUGCCGGAUACCUCAUCAUCCCCGACUACCCCUCCAAAAAUACUGAUCUUACGUACUUCAAAACUCUCUCCUCCAUGGCCCGCUUCGCGUUCACCGAGCCGAUCCUCGUCCAGGCAUGCCUCGUCAACCUCGCGUCCUGCGCGUGCUUCACCAACUUCUGGGUCACGCUCACCUUCCUGCUCGGCGGCGCGCCGUACUUCUACUCGACGCUCGCGAUCGGGCUGUUCGGCCUCAUCGGUAUCCUGAGCGUUGCGUGCGGGCCGCUGUUUGGGAGGCUGAUCGACGGGCUGGUGCCUUGGUAUGCGUCGAUGUGCUCGAUUGUUCUGUUGUUGUCGUUCCAGGCAAUACAGACAGCUGCGGGGACGAUGAGUGUGGCGGUGGUCGUCGUGGCUAUCAUUGGUCUUGACAUGUUCCGCCAGUCUCUGCAAAUGUCGUUGGCCGCUGCCGUCUUCGAAAUCUCGACGGCUGCGAGAGCGAGGUUGAACGCCCUGUUCGUGCUGUCGCUGUUCAUCGGGCAACUCAUGGGCACUGCCGCGGGCACCAAGGUCUACACCACAUACGGCUGGCGCGCAGCCGCUGCCCUCAACAUGGGCUUUUACGGCUGGAUCCUGAUCAUCCUGCUCGUCCGCGGUCCGCACUGUGCGCGCUUCACGUGGUUCGGCUACGAAGGGGGAUGGGCGGUCAAGAGGGUCAAGCCUCCCGUUGGUGACGAUGAAAAGAAAAGUGGUGAAAGUACCGUGAGGGAGGCGGAGGCGGAUGAGGCGGGUCCCCAUAAAAGCGAUUCCCUCAGAGAAUCCGCUUGACGUGUAUUUCUUUGCGGAUUUUUACCGCAGUAGGACCAAGUACAGAUGAGGCGAAGAUUACGUCCGUCGAUCAAUGCGAUAUUGUAGACGCAGUCAACCUGGCUUGCUAGAGCCGCUUGAACGCGUUACUUCCUGAUUUGAAGUGCCUAGCAGUGCUCGAUUGUGCCUUUUCGACUGCUAGCCUCCAAUUCGGCCCGCAGUGCGAUAGGAUGAUUCCUGGGAAUGCGCAAAUGGGAGAGUCCUCAGAGUAUUAGGUUCUUUGGCGUAUAAGUGCUCAGCCGGUCUCCUGGAGACCAGCGACGGCGUUGUCUUUUGCAAUUAGUCGAAUGCUUGUCCCCUCGAAUGAUGGC